Messenger RNA from Gadus chalcogrammus (walleye pollock), 1833 nucleotides. RefSeq names its product toll-like receptor 8. Gene Ontology annotation, biological process: defense response to virus; canonical NF-kappaB signal transduction; positive regulation of interleukin-6 production. Gene Ontology annotation, cellular component: plasma membrane. Gene Ontology annotation, molecular function: pattern recognition receptor activity. Bases 522 to 1232 code for a protein of 236 amino acids. Lineage: Eukaryota; Metazoa; Chordata; Actinopteri; Gadiformes; Gadidae. The transcript has 2 exons. The record is from RefSeq and is a predicted model, not a curated record.
AUUUAGAUUUUGUUAAAAAUCUGCCUGUUCUUGAGACAUUAAAUAUGAGCAAUAAUUUUAUUCAUACUUUAACUACGAAAAGGUUACAGAGUGAUUCAUUAAAUGAGCUUAUUUAACAAUACUAGACAUUUCUUCCAACAACAUUGCUGCAAUUCCUGAUAAGGUUUACGAUUCGUUACCACGGAAUCUCAGACAUGUUUAUAAAUCACAACAAACUCUCAGAUUUGAAUUGGAUUAAACUAGAAGAUUUCCACAACCUCAAGACCCGCGAUCAAAAUUGCACAACUCUCAAAUGGAUUUUUAGAGGGCGCCCUACAACCCCCUCACUGAACCACAACAAGCUGACUGUUUUCAACCAGACUACCUCCUGAACAAAACCUAAACACCACCUUACAACGUUGUCUUAACAUGGGAACUCAUUUCAAUGCUCAUGUGAUGCACUGGAUUUUAUUCUUUGGAUUGAAGACAACAAUGUCACCACGGAUGUCGACUACUUCUUGUCCUACGGCCAUCAUCAGGUGAUGAUUUAUUUUGAGUUUGACCAGUGUGUCAACAACACUCUGGCACUGCUGAGUUCCAUUCUCACGGCUACCUUCAUUGUUGUCACCACGUCGAUGGCAACGGUGGCGCACAUCUUCUACUGGGACACCUCCUACGUCCUGCAUUACCUGAAGGCCAAAUUGAAGGGCUAUCGUUCUUCAGCCUCACAAGACAACGUGUACGAGGUCUUCAUUACCUAUGACACCAAAGACCCCUGGGUCUCGGAGUGGGUGCUGGAGACGCUGAGGGUGAAGCUGGAGGUCGAGGGGGAGAAGGCGUUUCCCUUGUCUCUGGAGGAGCGGGACUGGCCCCUCAUCGCACCUUUCAUCGACAACCUCACCCAGAGCAUUCGCUACAGCCUUAAGACCCUGUUUGUGCGGACUAAGGCGUACGCUAACCCUAACGCUAAGGCAGGGGUGUUCCGCUUGGCCAUGUACCUGGCCCACCAGCGGCUGCUGGAUGAGAACCUGGACGUGCUCGUGGUGCUGAUGUUGGAGCCUGUCCUGCAGAACUCCCACUUCCUGCGUCUGAGGAGGAGGCUGUGCGGGGAGAGUGUUGUGGAGUGGCCCAGGACUGCGGCCGCUGAGCCCUGGUUUUGGCAGAACCUCAGGAAUGUAGUCAGGGUGGACAACCAGACGAUGUACACCAGCACUUACUCUCAGUACUUCACCUGCAGCCGGGAGAGAGACUGAAGCUGCAGCUUGGACGCUUUCCUCUUUUUCUGAAUUACUUUUAUGUUAAGUGACUUAAAUUUACUGGUCGUUGUUAUGUAGGCUAUUUUUGUAGUUAUCUAUGUUGAGUGAUGCUUUUGAACUGAUCUUCUUUAUGGGUUGAAUGUUUUAACAGCCUAGUUUUAUGUCAUAGUGUUAUCAGGCUUUGUUUUGUAUGGCUGUUGUCUUGUGGUUUCAAAAGUUCCAUAAUAUUGGGCCUCUAAAAUUUUAAUUAAGGUUGGCCUGCGGCUGAACCGUUUUGGAAAGGUUGGUCAACUCUCAAUACCAUUUAAAUAAUUAUAUAAAGAAUUCUGUAAAGAAUAUAAGUAAAAAAUGGCGAAUAGUUCCCGACACCAAUGCUAAAUGUGAUUAUUUUAUCAAUGAUCUUUGGUGGCUUUCCAUGUAGACGGUGAAAUAUUUGAUGUGUUUAUUAAAUAAAAAGUACUCAAUCAAUUAUAAAAAAUAUCGAGAGAUCUUGAGGCAAAUCAUUGCAAACAAUGUUUAAAAAUUUGACAUUGUUGAUGUUUCUGUAGAUUUUAUGAGAACUUUGUAUAUUAUCAAUGAGUACCUUCCCAUUUUUGUC